This is a messenger RNA of Seriola dumerili (greater amberjack), 3833 nucleotides long. Its product is annotated as transferrin receptor protein 1-like. Lineage: Eukaryota; Metazoa; Chordata; Actinopteri; Carangiformes; Carangidae. The transcript has 19 exons. The coding region runs from base 434 to 2680 and encodes 748 amino acids. Gene Ontology annotation, cellular component: external side of plasma membrane. Gene Ontology annotation, biological process: iron ion transport; intracellular iron ion homeostasis. The record is from RefSeq and is a predicted model, not a curated record.
CAAUUACGAGGAGACUGGCAUUCAUCAAUCUAAGAACACAGGUGCACACAAUUCUGCAGUUUAAGAAUACGUUUAUGAAUCUGACAUAGAGUUUUCUUAAGGACUUUCUUAAGAACAACUUAAGAAAGAAUUUAAGAAAAUACUUAAGAAGGUAUUGGUGAAUGAGCCCCAAUGUGAGCCUAUCCUGCUUUGAAAGUGUGAUGUGCCCGUCCAACCGCAAACCACCGACAACAGCACAGGAGGGAGAAUCUCUGCAGGUCUGAAGCCUGGAGCUUGCAGACAGUGUCCAUGCUACAGAGACGACCCGUAAGCAAACAGAGAGCAACAAAGCAGGAAGGACCAGACACUUUUGUCAGCAGCUGUCACAGAAGACCUUGUUCAGUGUGAAGAGAAGUUCAACAAGGAGCCACAUUACCAUAAACCUUUAAACUUGAUGCACAAAAUGGAAGGUGACCAUGACAAUCGUGAGAUGGGGAUGAUGCCAUCGUCCAACAUGGAUGAAGACGUUGGUGGAAAUGGAGUGGGAGACCAUCUCAAUCACAACCCAGUCCGCAAACCAUAUGUGGCUCAAAAGUUUGGACGUACACCCAAGAACCUCUGCUUCAUGGCAGCUGCAACACUCCUCAUCUUUAUCAUUGGAUACUUAAUUGGCUACCUCGUCCAUCAAAAGAAGGACUUGGUUCCCAGCCCUGCAGUCUCCAUGCUCCCAACUGAACAACCUGUUCUCCAUGAGACCGGUGCUGCCCCUCUUAUGGACUGGGACGAUGUCAAAGAGCUUUUGGCCGAAAAACUCACUGCAAGCAAAUUUGAACCUGUCUUUAGUGAGUUUACCAGCAACAGCCAUCAGGCUGGUUCUCUGGGAGAUGAAGAUCUGGCGAACAAGGUGAUCACAAGGUUUAAAGAGUACGGCAUGAACACCUGGACUGAUGAGCACUUUGUUAAGGUUCAGGACCCCCCAGCUUCUGGCUCCAACAGAGUUGUUUUCAAGGACGGGAAAGAGGAGCGUCCAAACGGAUUCCUGUCCUACAGUGCUAAUGGAACAGUAACGGGUGCUGUUGUGUAUGCACACUAUGGGCAGGGAAGCGACUUCACGUUUCUGCAGGGCAGGAACAUCAACCUGAAUGGCAGGGUUGUGCUGGUCAGAGCUGGUAGGAUCAGUUUUGCUGAGAAGGUAGCCAAUGCUGCCAAAAUGAAUGCCUCUGCUGUGCUGAUCUAUGCAGACCCCUUGGAUUACUCUAUCGGAGACACCACUCAGCUCUUUGGACAUGUCCACAUGGGUUCAGGGGAUCCCUACACGCCAGGCUUCCCCUCCUUCAACCACACCCAGUUUCCUCCUGUCCAGUCUUCAGGUCUACCAACAAUCUUGGCUCAGACCAUCACAACAGCUAUGGCUACUAGCAUUCAGAGGGGGCUUGGGGGUCAGAGUGGGCCGGCAGAAUGGGCACUCUACCAUAAACUUGGAGACGACACAGAUGUUAUCACCGUGGAGGUCAACAAUGUUCUUACUGAGAAAAAGAUACAUAAUGUCUUUGGCGUCAUCAAAGGCUUUGUGGAUGCAGAUCGGUAUGUGGUCAUCGGUGCCCAGAGAGACGCAUGGGGUCCAGGAUUUGCAACAUCAACCGUUGGCACUAGCGUCCUCGUUGAGCUGGCUCGUUCCAUCUCAGACAUGGUGAAGAAUGAUGGAUUCAAGCCAAGGAGGACGAUUGUGUUUGCUAGCUGGACUGCUGGAGAAUAUGGGAGCGUUGGCGCCACCGAGUGGUUGGAGGGUUAUCUGUCUUCUCUGAACAUGAAAGCCUUCUCCUACAUCAACCUGGACGGUGUUGUAACAGGUCGCAGUGGAUUUAAAGUAGCAGCCAGUCCCUUGAUGCACGGCCUGAUCGAGAACACUCUGAAAGAGUUGAACUUCGGCAAGGAUCAGUCUCUCUUUACUCAAUUUGGAAAGGGCAACUGGGAAUCAGAUGUGUUGGAGCCUCUGAAGUUGGAUAACGCUGCAUAUCCUUUCCUGGCCUUCUCUGGCAUUCCCUCAGUCUCAUUUAGAUUCACCUCUGGUAACUCAGACUACCAAUACUUUGGCACAAUGCUGGACACCAGGGAGAAGCUGAACUCGGCCACGGCCAACCAGGUUCCUCAGCUGGCUGUAACAUCGGCCCGGUUCGCAGGUCACAUUGCGCUGAGGCUGGUCCAUGAUCAUCUGUUGCAGAUGGACCUGGGGAAGUACGAGAAGAUUAUACGUACUCAUGUGGCUCAGAUCAAUACGAAAUUGAAGAAUGUUCAGAGGAUGAAGCCCCAGCUGUUGCCCAAGGCGCUGACAGUGCAGUGGUUGAUCUCAGCCUAUGGCUCCUACAGCCGUGCCUCUCGCAACCUGGCAACAGAAAUCCAGAACAGUGACCUGGAGGACAUCGAGAUGUGCCGCAUCAUCAAUGACCGCAUCAUGGCGGUGGAAAGGAACUUCCUGUCACCCUACGUGUCUCCCAAAGAUAGUCCUUUCCGCCACAUCCUGCUGGGCUCUGGUCCCCACACUGUCACAGCUCUGUCCAACCAUCUCGACGCCCUCAGGAACGACGACCCCGAGUCUGACGCCGACUUGUUCCGCAACCAGUUUGCCUUGGCGACCUGGACCAUUCAGGGCUGUGCCAACUCACUAGCAGGCGACAUCUGGUCUUUGGAUAAUGAUAUCUAAAAAAAAUAUCCCCCCUCUUCCCUUGUUCAUGGUUUUGUCCCCUUAUCACAACUGGCAGUGUGAAAACCAGAACACAUCACCUAUGUUCCAAAAUUUUCAACAUUUCUGCUGCCUCAUCUCCCUCCUUUCUGUAAUUCUCCAUAAAGCCAAACAUUAAUGAUAAAAUGUGUGUAAGCCUUAUGAACAACAAAACCGUUCAGUUGUUUCAGGAGGUUCUUUUUUUCCACUGCUUUAGAAAGAGAAAUUCUUUAAUUUUAACAUGUGGCACUUGAAUACCACAAUAUUGAGAACUUGAAUGCUAGUAACAACGAGACAGCACAGAACACCAAGAAGUAGAUUACUACCACAACAUACAUUAUUUUGGGCAAGGUUUUGAUUUUCAAAGAAGCUGCUAGAUGUGUGAAUAGUUAAUACUCCUUAUGAUUCAACAGUGAUGGUGGUGCUGACAGUGCAGACCAUUUUGAGAGGCUCAAGACAAUUCAAAGAAAAUUGUUGUUGUGACAGUGCUUGACCAGGUGAUGGAGACAAAGUAAACCAUAUGUUUUUCUUUUACUUCAAAAGGAGUACAAUGUGUAACUUCAUUCAUUUGUCAGUUUUGGAUUGUUGGGUGAAGCAGCAACUAAUAAUUUGAAUUGAAUGUUUUAGAAUUCAUUAUAGGAACCAAAUCACUCUGCUCUGUUUGUUGAGGCUGCAGCCACUAAGUGUAGUAAUAUUGCAAAAUUGUGGCAUGUUCCUUUAAGAGUGGGCUGACAGCCUGAAUGUGGAGCAGAGAUGUGAGAGAAAUAAAGAUGCCUCACCUCGCUGCUGAUUCUUUCUGCAAUAAACACCACAAUGAUAGAUAUGAGCAGGAUUUGUAGUGGGGUAAGUAGAGAUAUGUCAUAACAUAGUAUUAACAGGAAAUGUCCGAAGAUGGUUUAGUUUUACUAUAAACUAUACUUGUUUUUACUUAUAGGCUAAAAAAUUCAAUAAAAGCCUAUUUACACAACAAUGAAAAUAGAUAAAGAUAAUAAAAAUAUUUCUAAAUAAACAAGCAAUUUGUCAAUUAUGCAUGAUCUUUUUGGUAAUACUUUAGCAUUAUUAGUGUUUUCUAUUUUGAAUAUAUUCUAAGUGUGAUACAUUUUUGACACCCCUGCCUUUUCUCGUCUUUUUAAAG